GAUGAAUAUAAAUCAGGUGACUGAACAGGCCGGGGUUUCUUCCCAGACAGAGGAUUGUGUAAUGCCCACUCCUACACACACACACACACACACACACACACACACACACACACACACACACACACACACACACUCCUCUCUCCAGCACCAUGUAGCAGUUAGUCUUCAGAUGAGACCACCCGGGGGAAGCAGAAACUGAAGCGAACUGAUUUGUUUGGAUCUUUCAGGUUCUGUUCAGGUUCUGGACUCAGGUUCUGUUCAGGUUCUGGACUCAGGUGGAACUAAAGCUGUUGGACCUUCUGAACUGGACUUUGGACCUUCUCUGAAUGUUCAGCUCAGCUGUGGACCCCCAGAAGAGAGGAGGUGAGCUGGUGACCAUGUGGAUCCCCACAACCAGCAUGACGCUCCCCCAGAGGGUGGUUCUGUACGGGACCUGCCUCGUGGCUCUGCUGAACUCUGUGGGCCUCCUGGUCCUCAUGGUCCAGCAGAACCAGCAGCGGGUCUGGCAGGACAGGACCGAGGUGAGGCUGACGGAGGUGGAGCAGAGCUCGGUGGUGGAGUUCCUCCAGGAGCUGCCCAGAGGGGCCGCGGCUCUGAGGGCCGGCCCGGUCCAGGACUCACAGUUCCAGACCUCCAGAAACAAGAGGAGUGAAGAUCWGGAGAAGGACCUGAAGCAGCAGGGUCACCUGGAGGAGGUGCAGAAGGCCCACCARCAGGAGACCAGCCAGGAGGAGGUGAAGCACAAAGCCAAAAACAAUCAGCGCUUCCACAAAGCUCAGGAGAACAUGAUGAUGAUGAUGACCUACUCCAUGGUGCCGUGGUUCAGUCGUGUUCUCCAUCACGCCAUCCAGAUAAUAAACUUCAGUGUAAACUGCCUCAUUAAGUCUCUGAUAAAUCCCAGAACCGUGGCGAGGAUGGAAACCACGUUUGGUUCGUGGAUGAAGGACACGGCGGAGCUGAACGACGAGCGGAUCUGGGUGGCAGAUCAUUUUUCAGGCCGGGUGCUGAAGGAGUACAGAAACAUUGCAGCUUUUCAAAAUAAAAGCAGCCACUUCAGGGAUGUAGGAAAGUUCUACCAGGGCUGUGGACACCUGGUCCACAACGAGUCCUUCUAUUACCACAUCGCUGGGACCUCCAGCAUCGGCAGGUUUGACUUGCAGACCAGCCGUCUCCACACGCUCCACAUGGACGAGGCCCUGCACAACAACCUGGCCUACCUGCUGCCCAACUCCAAGACCUACUUCAAGCUGGCAGUGGACGAGAACGGCCUGUGGUCCAUCUUUGCGUCCAGCGUGGACGACAGCAUCGUGGUGGCCCGGCUGGACCAGAAGACCUUCUCGGUGACGUCGUACACCAACACGUCGUACCCCCGCACCAAGGCCGGCAACGCCUUCAUCGCCUGCGGCGUCCUGUACGUCACCGACAUCAAGGACGCCAGGGUCACCUUCGCCUUCGACCUGCUGAAGGGGAAGCCGAUCAACAUGACCUUUGACCUCAGGUCACCCGGCGGGGUCCUGGCCAUGCUGUCCUACAGCCCGAAGGACAGGCACCUGUAYGUGUGGGACCAGAGCUGGGUCCGGCUCCACGUGGUCCACUUCAUCUCUGACGAGUGAAGUCGUACUGCGACUGUUCCUGACCAACGCUGUGAACUAGCAGCAGGAGCACAGCCUGGAUCCCGUCUGCAUGAAACUCUUYAUCAGGAUGUAAACGUUUUCCUUUGAUCUGAUUCUGUGAAGCAUGAGCCUCCAUCCAUCACAUCCCCACAAAAAUAUUUAAAAAAUCAACCUGACGAAGCUGACCUUUGACCCCUUCACUUCUCCCACCUUCAAACUGCAGAGCCCUGGAAACAUCUAUUAUCUAUAUCACACACACAUCUGGUUUGUAUAUCCCUGUGGGGACCUCCCAUCGACUUCCAUUCAUUUAUAUCCUAACCCU
Messenger RNA from Austrofundulus limnaeus, 1935 nucleotides. It is a transcript of the gene gldn, whose product is annotated as gliomedin. Gene Ontology annotation, cellular component: cell surface. Gene Ontology annotation, biological process: signal transduction. The transcript has 5 exons. The record is from RefSeq and is a predicted model, not a curated record. The coding region runs from base 327 to 1613 and encodes 428 amino acids. NCBI's taxonomy places the organism in Eukaryota, Metazoa, Chordata, Actinopteri, Cyprinodontiformes, Rivulidae.